UAGUGAAUUAGUACGUUCUUGGCCGGGGUCUAUACACAAUCGUCGGAACCAGCUCCGGAAUGCGUUUUGUUUUAGUGUUUACGGGGCUUUUGGCUCUUUGUAGUGCCUUAAAUUUACCAGGUGUGCCAUUGAGUUUUACGGAAGAUGAUGAAGUGCUUUCAUUGAUAUCAGAUGAAGUAGCCCACAAAUUCGCCAAAGAAUUAAAAGCUUACUUGAAAACCGGCGUCGAGUCGACCGUGCUCCAACAGAUCACCAAACAAUUGGCAGCCACACACACACAGAAGGAGAUUUUCACACGAAAUAUCGCGGACUUGCGUGCGGCCGAUCAAUUUGUCGUUUGCACGACAUGUCGCGCCACCGUCUCGGUGUUGGGCGAUAUGUUUCGUGAUCCUGAGGGCGAAUUAAGUGGGCCAACAGCCGAUCAGAUCGCCAAGAAAGUAAUGCUUGACGUGUGCAAUCGUCUGAAUUUACAAACUCGAGAAGUCUGUGCGGGUCUUUUCGACUUGAAUUGGCCCAUCUUGAAUUAUACCAUACACAAUACCGUGGCUGAUACGCGCAGUUUAUGUGGCAUCUUGCCAAUCAGCUUUUGUAAAGUGAAGCAAACGCAAUUCAAUUUCACACUGAAGAUCGAUGGAAGUGCCGCUGCUGUUGAUGGCCCUAAGAGUAAUAUACCCGCCAAGAGUGAUGCCGAUUUGAAAAUAGUGCAGUUGACCGAUAUACAUUAUGAUCCUGAAUAUGAACCUGGUUCAUUAGCUGUUUGCCCAGAGCCGAUGUGCUGUCAACUUAGUUCAGCAUCUGGUGUUAUUGAAGCCAGUAAACAGGCUGGUUACUGGGGUGACUAUCGCGAUUGUGAUACACCGUUACAUCUGAUCGAGAAUGCUUUCGAUCAUAUACGGGAGGUGCACGAAAAAAUUGAUUAUGUUUAUCAGACCGGUGAUAUUGUAUCGCACAUAUAUUGGGCAACGACAAAGGAUGGUAAUAAGGAUGUACUGACGAGAAUUAAUCAAUUGUUUGCCGAAAAGUUCGCUGGCAUACCGGUAUAUCCGACUGUAGGCAAUCACGAACCGCAUCCUUCGAAUGUGUUUGGCGCUAGCGACCUACCGGCCGAAUUUAAUGUGAAAUGGCUAUAUGAGCACCUCUGGUCGCUUUGGUCUGGCUGGUUGCCGGCUGAUGCUGAAAAGACAGUGCUUAAAGGCGGUUAUUAUACCGCUUCGCCCAAAAAAGGUUUCCGUGUGAUAUCUAUAAACAGCAAUGAUUGCUAUCUCUAUAACUGGUGGGUAUAUCAUGACGGUAGCGUUGUGAUUGAACAACUGCAAUGGUUGCACGACACUUUGCUCGCUGCCGAGAAGGCAGGCGAAUAUGUGCAUAUAUUGAGCCACAUACCAUCCGGUGAUGCGGACUGUUGGACCGUGUGGGCGCGUGAAUUCAAUCGCAUUAUUGAACGCUACAAUCACAUCAUUGGUGGUAUCUUCACUGGACAUACGCACGUGGAUGAGCUGAAUGUGCAUUAUUCGUCGAAGGGUCAUGCAGUGGGUGUGUCCUGGAAUGGCGGCAGUUUGACAACUUACUCCAACAAGAAUCCAAACUAUGUGGUUUAUCAGGUCGAACCAAAGAGUCUUCAAGUCGUUGAUUAUGAAGCAUGGAUUUUCGACUUGGAGAAAGCAAAUGCGCAAGGCGCAGUUGCCAAACUCGAAUGGUUUAAGGAAUACAGCAUCUCUGAGUUCACUAGCAACCUUAGUCCAGCCGGUUUAGAUGCGCUAUUGGAUCAAUUUGCUGAAAAUCCUAAAUUGCUAGAAAAGUAUUGGCAAUACAAACACACCUCGGCUAACCCACGUUUAGAUGGUGGAUGUGAUAAGAAAUGCUUAUCUAAAACGCUCUGUCGCAUGGCAGUAACUGCUUAUGAUCAGAAGUCGCGCUGCAAGCAAUUGAAAGAGAAGUUGGAAACCAAUCUACCUGCGGUCACUACUGCAGCCCCAACAACGCCGGCACCAAAUACUGACAAACCAACAACUCAGGGUCCAAUUACCACAGAGGAACCCGAGGGCGAUGCAGCAGCUUCAAUUUCUUGUAUGCAGCUAACAACAAUGGUGGCGUUCCUGCUUCUUGCUCGGUUCCUCUACUAAAAUUAUUAUAUACUGUAUUGACUUUAAUUUUUUUUAUUAUAAUAUUUUUAUAUCAUUAAAUAUUUUGUAACAAGUAUUUUUUGCUGAAAUAUAUUUGCGUAGACACAGCUA
Messenger RNA from Zeugodacus cucurbitae (melon fly), 2234 nucleotides. RefSeq names its product sphingomyelin phosphodiesterase. Lineage: Eukaryota; Metazoa; Arthropoda; Insecta; Diptera; Tephritidae. Gene Ontology annotation, biological process: ceramide biosynthetic process; sphingomyelin catabolic process. The transcript has 6 exons. Gene Ontology annotation, molecular function: acid sphingomyelin phosphodiesterase activity. Bases 60 to 2123 code for a protein of 687 amino acids. Gene Ontology annotation, cellular component: lysosome. The record is from RefSeq and is a predicted model, not a curated record.